This is a messenger RNA of Physella acuta, 2663 nucleotides long. RefSeq lists its product as uncharacterized. Gene Ontology annotation, biological process: protein histidyl modification to diphthamide. Lineage: Eukaryota; Metazoa; Mollusca; Gastropoda; Physidae. The record is from RefSeq and is a predicted model, not a curated record. Gene Ontology annotation, molecular function: diphthine-ammonia ligase activity.
AUAAAAUAGAUAGGCUUUAAAAUACUAACUAUAAAGCAAAAAUAUUAUCCAUAAUACGAAUAUAAUGGUUACAAUUUAAAAAUAAAAGACUCAUUUAAUAAUUUAUAAUUAUACUAAUAGUUUUAAGUUAAACACAUAUUCAUUGUAUAUUAAAUUUCGUUAUAACAUUCCGGCAGAGAUUUUUUAAAUCACCACCCAAACAAAUACACAUGUCUAAGACUGACCGUUAGUUUAUAUUUAUAAUAUUCAUUGUAUGUGUAACAAACUAGACCACAUUUUGUCCAUCAUUAACCUAAUGUGAAAUGCAUCAGUAGUACAAUAGUAAACCGAAAUACACUUUGAAAAAUGAAGACGGUUGCUUUGAUUAGUGGUGGUAAGGACAGUUGCUUCAACAUGAUGUGUUGUAUAGCAGAGGGACAUACAGUUGUGGCCCUUGCCAAUCUCCGUCCUGAGAAACAAGAUGAGAUUGACAGCUACAUGUACCAAACUGUGGGUCACAUGGCAAUAGAUCUGUAUGCUGAGGCAAUGGACCUGCCAUUAUUUACAGGGAUUAUUAAAGGAUCUAGCCUCUCCACAGAGCGAACAUAUAAACUUAAUGCUGAUGAUGAAGUUGAAGAUUUGUUCAAGUUGCUUCAGAAAGUCAAGUCUGAAAAAGAAAUUGAGGCAGUUUCUGUUGGUGCUAUACUAUCAGAUUAUCAGAGAGUUAGGGUAGAAAACGUCUGUGCCAGACUUGGACUAACUGUUCUAGCCUAUCUGUGGAGGCGUGACCAAGAGGAGUUGUUAAAAGAAAUGAUUGCCUGUCAAGUUAAAGCUAAAAUAAUCAAAGUUGCUGCUAUGGGUUUAGUCCCAGACCAACAUCUUGGGUUAGAACUUGAUGAAAUUUUACCACACAUGCUUGAAAUGAAAACUAAGUAUGGACUUAAUGUAUGUGGUGAAGGUGGGGAGUAUGAAACCUUUGUGUCUGACUGCCCCCUGUUCAAAAAAAAAAUUGUUGUCACUGACACUAAACUAGUCAUACAUUCUGAUGAUGCUUUUGCCCCUGUGGGAUAUUUGAACCUAACCAAGUGCCAUCUUGAGGACAAGGAAUGGGAGUUUAGUUCAUCACUUCAAGACAAAAUUCUGCAGCUGCCUAUUAUGACAUCCAUCAGGUGGUAUCAAGGCAAUGUGGCAUCAAACCCCACAGAACUCAGUCAGGAUGGUGCUGGGGAUUCUUGCUCUAUGGGGCUAGUCAUGUGUGUUCCAGAGUUACAUAAUUCAGAUGAAAAUCCCACUAUUAAAUCUGAUGGCAAAUUAUUUGUAGCAUCUGGGGUGCAGGCUAUCACAUCUGAAGGUGAUGAUGAGAGUUUAGCUGUCCUACAAGCUUUAUCUGGUCUACAAGUUGCUUUGAAUUGUAAAGGUAUUAAGAUAGCUGAUGUUGUAUCAGUAUCUCUCUAUGUGGCUGACAUGGCUAAUUUUCAGACAAUAAAUAAAGUGUACAAAUCUUUUUUUGAUGUCAGCCCACCAGUUAGGCUGUGUAUCCAGGCCAACCUGCCGCGAAAUGUAGCCCUUCAACUGGACUGUCAAGGUCAUGUGUGUGAUGAGGACCCAGAGAGCAACCACGAUGUUCUGCAUGUGCAAUCCCUGUCUCACUGGGCACCAGCCAAUAUUGGCCCUUACAGUCAAGCUGUCAUGGCAGGAGAGAAGUUGUAUGUGGCAGGGAUGAUCCCCCUUGUUCCGGCAUCACUGGAGUUGAUUAGGGCAGGCAUAACAGCCCAGUGUGCAGUAGCCCUGAAGCAUGUCAAGAGUAUCCUGUCGGUCAUGCACAACACUAGUCUUUCAUCUUGUCCAAUGGUCAUGUGUUACCUGGUCAACAUAGAACACAUGCAAGUUGCUGAGCAGGAAUGGACUAAAUCAUUACAGGUAUCCACUGCUGAAAAGGAGAAACUCAAAUUGACUCCUGCAAUUCAGUACUGUGUGGUGCCUGCUUUACCUAAACAAGCUUUAGUGGAGUGGCAGGUCUAUGCAUGGCCACUUCUAAAGGAUGAUGAGGAAAUUUAUGACUUGGCUUUUAAAGAACAGUAUCCUUUCUACACCAUUACAAGCAAGGCACAAUAUUCCAGGGAGAAUCCCCACCUCUUUUCUUGUCAUAUAACUAUUGAUGUCGGUUCUCUAGUUGACUACAUGCACAUUGACACACUGUGUAUGGUCAAGCAACUGCUGAGUGAAUAUCUGAAAGUUUUAGAAAAGCGAAGCCUGUCCAGUGUUUUGCCUCUCAUCAAGGUUCUGUACUCACCUACUGUGUUUAACUACGGCAUCCUUCAAAAAUGUUUUGCCCUGGGAAUAGAAGAACUAGCAAAUCAUGGGGACUCACAUGUCCCAGUUGUCUCUCUGAUUCCCGUGGAUGGCCUAAAGACACGGCAACAGAUACUUGCGUGGUGCCAGUAACUAAACAAAGCAGCACACACUUGCUAGCUGCCAAUCUAGGAAGCUGUUUUAAAGUGUGAAGUGAUAAUUAUCUAGAUUUUACAUCAGAUUGAUAUGGUGCACUUCUUUAUAUAAUAAAACAUUCAAGGGUAACAUUUAAAGUAAAACCAUUGAAAGCUCAUAUGUCUAAAACAUCAAAAAAUUUAUGUAUGAAUUUAAACCAUAAAUAUUAACAAUAAAUUUGAUGCAAUAUAUUUUAU